This is a messenger RNA of Spodoptera litura, 397 nucleotides long. RefSeq lists its product as uncharacterized. NCBI's taxonomy places the organism in Eukaryota, Metazoa, Arthropoda, Insecta, Lepidoptera, Noctuidae. The record is from RefSeq and is a predicted model, not a curated record.
UGUUCUAGCAGUACAAGCCAAACAAUCCAACCAAGAUGAUGAAACUUAUUGUUGUCCUCGCCGCGCUUGUCGCCAUUUCUGCUGCCAAGCCUGCCUUGGUGAGUGCACCUCUAGUAGCUGCGGCCCCAGCAGCGGUUGUCACGGCAACUAGCUCGCAGUACUACCAUCGCAUCAACAAUGGAUUAGCUGCCUAUGUUGCUGCUCCUGCCGCCUACGUUGCAUCUCCUGCUGCCUACGUUGCUUCUGCUGCCGCGCCCUACGUAGCUGCACCCUACGUCGCUUCUCCAUACGUAGCGGCUUCAGCCCCUAUCGUUGCCGUUUAAACCAUCUGACCUUACUCCGUGAUCCUUUUGUGCUAUCACAAAACUAAAUUGAAGUUGUGGAUGAAUUAAAGAUG